Pectinophora gossypiella (pink bollworm) is the source of this 2681-nucleotide messenger RNA. RefSeq names its product zinc finger protein 30-like. Gene Ontology annotation, molecular function: zinc ion binding. Bases 264 to 2666 code for a protein of 800 amino acids. NCBI's taxonomy places the organism in Eukaryota, Metazoa, Arthropoda, Insecta, Lepidoptera, Gelechiidae. The transcript has 17 exons. The record is from RefSeq and is a predicted model, not a curated record. Gene Ontology annotation, cellular component: nucleus.
UUGCAUAAUAAUUUCGAUGCACUUUGAAACUAGUUUUCGCGUAGAUUUUGAAUUAGAUAAUCAGUUUUAACUAUUUAUUAAUGCGAAACAAUAAUUAAUAAGCCGUAUUCAUCCAUAGUUUUAAUUAAAAUCGUACGUUUUAUAAGAAAGUGAAGCGUACAAGUUUGUGUUGUACAUAGUGACUCCAUUACGCGCUACCAUGGCGUCGCUUGGUGUUAAUUUUUGCUUCUUUAUGUAAAUAACAACACAUAAAUAAGACAAAAAUGGUUGUAUGUGCGGUGAAACUGUGUAGGAACUACACUGGGAAGAAUAUUAAGACUCCGGAAGGCAUCUCAUUUCAUAGGUUCCCAACCGACGAAGACCAGAAAGAGGAAUGGAUCCGGGCCAUCUGCAGGGAGCCAUCGUGGGCCCCCGGCACGCACUGCAGGGUGUGCUCCGUACACUUUGAGAACUCAGACUUUAAGAUCUCGGAGACCGGUCGAAGGAUCCUACAUAAGGAUGCGGUUCCCACAAAGAACCUGUACAGAGAGGAACGGGUGGAUAACGGGUUCACUUUCAAACUGAAAGGUGUUAAGAAAACUCGGUCAAAAGCAAAAGCAUCAGCAGACAAAGAGAGCGCAUGUCGUGCGUGCCUCGCAGUGCACGGUGGGAUGCUGCCCUUCACGGACGAGUUGACCGUCACCUUCGCGGAGCUCACAGAGAUACAGGUGACGUCAAAAGACAGCCUGCCGAGGCACCUCUGCAGCGUGUGCCACGCGCACCUGCAGAGGCUGGUGGAGUUCAGGUGUCGCUGCCACACCGCGCAGGAGAUGCUCUACGAGGCCACCUUGCAGAACCAUCAGAUAACCCCAGACUUCCUCCGUUCAAUAGAUCGUCGCGCACUCAAUCUGUCUCUCCCACUCUCAAUAAAAAGACUCCCAACCAUAAACAUCACAGAGUUGGGCAUAAAGGAGGAGACCAUAGACUUCAUAGAGGACAACGACAACCACAUGUCAAACAACAUGGAGCUGUCAGAAGUGACAGAUGUCACGCAUGACAGCGAUUUUGACAUAUUCGUCGACAGGCAUGAGAUUUUAACAGAUGACAAUUUGAACUUGAACGAUCAGAAAUUGUUCGAAUCCGGCGUGAAGGUUGAAAGUAAUGAAUUAAUAUUGGACCACAUAGGGAAGACAAGCGUCUACGGCAGCGUAGUGCCUCAAAAUGAGAUUUUUCUUGAAAUCGACUCGGAGCAGUUGUUGAAAAAUGAGAAGAAGAGGAAGUCGGAAUUGAAGAGAAAGAGUAAGAAAAUUAAGAAGGAGAAAGAGGAACAGUUAGUAAAGAAGGACCCCAGAGAGGACAUCCGCAACACUAAGCCCCGCAAAACCGAUGAGGACUACGUCAACUUCGCCAGCAACUACAACGUGGAGAUCGUGUUCCUCAGCCAGGAAGAGCAGAUAGCCGAGGUAUUAGCCCGGAAAGAAAGUGACAAUUACAAGAAUUCCCGCUUUAAAUGCGAAGAAUGCUUUAAAGGGUUCACUGGAGAGGCAGCGUUUAAUAACCACAAAGCCAUACAUGACCCGAGCGUCGGCAGCUACGUGUGCGAGGCGUGCCACUUUCGGUUCCCGAAGCGAUAUAAACUACUGCACCAUAUGACACAACACAAGACCAACUUCAUAUGCCGCCUCUGUGGGCACAUCAGCAAGCUGGCAUCAAAAGCAAUCGAGCAUUUCAAAUGGCACAACGGUGUGAAAUAUCCCUGUCACUACUGCGACAGAAUAUUCAUUAAACGCACUUCGCAGUUCAACCACAUGCGUAACCGACACGGGUCGGCCGCCUGCGACAUAUGCCAGGAGAUAUUCUCCGGGCAGCGGGGGUUACUGGCACACAUGCAGAAGGCACACAAAGAGGCGGUGAAGUCCCGCUGCGAAGGGUGCGGCGUCCAGUUCCAUACAGAGUCCGCCUUCGCCCGACACCUGGAGACCUUAGAAGAUGGAGAGUGUAGCGAGUACGUUAAAGCGUGCGCGGAAUGCGGGGAGAACUAUACCAGUGAGGAUCAACUCAACGACCACAUGAAGAUGGUGCAUUGGAAGGAGAUCAAAUGUGAAAAGUGCAACGCGAACUUCGAGAACGAGAAACUGUACAGGAUGCACCGCGUGAUCCACAAGGAGGUGCGCACACGCAGCGCGCGCGACCCCACCGCCAAGAAGACCGGCAAGAUGAAGAAGGCCAAGUGCAAGAACAAGAUACAGAAGAGGAUGUGUGAGAUGUGUGGCCUCACGUGGCGGAGCUCAGCGGCGCUGAAGUACCACCAGCGAGUCCACACGGGGGAGAAGCCCCACCAGUGUCCGAUGUGCCCGAAGAGCUUCCGGAUACAGGAUUCGCUACAGAUUCAUAUGAACACGCACACGGGCGCGCGCCCGUUCAAGUGCCCGCACUGCCCGAAGGCCUUCAAGUCACGCACACAGAACCACAAACAUCAACUGGUCCACACUAAGAUCCGCCGCUACCGCUGCGAGCUGUGCGACAAAACGUUCCAGACGUCCACGUGCGUCAAGACGCACAUCAGGACGGUGCACAUGAAGCUGCCCGCGCCGCCGCGGGUGCGCCGCCACCCACACCAGAUACCUCAACAUGGCUACCUCCAUCACCACAUCACCAGCGAACCCCCCAAGGACAACUCCGCGUGAACUUGAAUUUUAUUA